AUGAGAUAUACAAACAAUGAUAUUCUUCAAAAUAGUUUUUUGUUCCUGAAGCCCACAAUCAUAUCCUCCAAACUUUUAUUUAAUGGUCUUUUGACUGUCGGCCGUAAAAGGAAAAAACAUUAGAAAAGCUAAGCUUUAGAAAAGUUUGGUGCAUUCAACUGGAUUCUUAGCCGUUCGAAAAAAAGGAAAAAGAAUCUGCCAAAUUUUGAUGGUAAGAAAAGAUAGAGGACAUUUACUUGCAGCAUUCGAAGCCAAUUAUCAAAUUCAUGUUUCAAAAAGGAAUAAGAAUACAUGUGGGUAUCCCUGAAAGCUAAAAACUAAUGGAUAUUCUUAUACGACGAGAGUGAAAACUCCCAACAAGAACAGAUUUCCCAAUCCACUGGGAAAAAUGUCCUCAAUGUUGGGAGGUGCAAAGUUGGGCGCCCUUCAAAUGAUUGAUAAAGCACGCAUUUCCUCCUUGCCUGUACUAUCAUCUUGUGGGCUUUACCGUAUACGGGGAUUUUCAAGAGCAAUGUCAGGAACAGUCUCAUCAUACUUGCCUGAAUUUGUUUCGGUGGAUGAUAAAAUUUGGGCUGUCAAAAACAUUUCAGAGGGUUCUAUCAUUCGCAUUGCUUCAUACAACAUUCUUGCUCAGGCAUACAUAAGGAGCACAUUAUUUCCACAUUCUCCAGCACAUUGCCUCAAAUGGAAGGCUCGUUCACAGUCCGUUUUAGCAUUACUAAAAAGUUUGGAGGCUGAUUUCCUCUGUUUGCAGGAAUUGGAUGAGUUUGAAACAUUUUACAAAGGAAAUAUGGAUAAGCAUGGGUAUUCAUCUGUGUAUAUCCAACGAAGUGGACGCAAGCGUGAUGGCUGUGGCAUUUUUUACAAGCGUGAACGAGCAGAGCUACUGUUAGAAGAAGUCAUUCAAUACAAUGACCUUGUUCCUGUUGAUGAAGUUCCAGCAGAGUCAUAUGAGGUGGAGGAGAAGGAAACAUCAAAUCCUGAAAACUGCAGAGAUUCUUCACCAACUAAAACAUCAGGAUCUCAACAAACGAAUUUGCUUGAUGAUAGAGGAGAUCCAGAUGAUCCUAAGGUGAGAUUGAAGCGGGAUUGUGUUGGAUUAUUAACAGCAUUCAAACUUCUCGAGCCUCCUCACCAUGUGAUUGUAGUUGCAAACACACAUAUUUACUGGGAUCCGGAAUGGGUGGAUGUAAAACUUGCCCAAGUAAAGUAUCUUCUCUUGCAGCUUGCAAACUUCAAAGACACAAUCUCAACAAAAUUUGACUGUAGGCCUCUGGUAUUUGUUACAGGGGACUUCAAUUCUACUCCAGGAGAUGAGGUGUACCAGUACCUCAUAUCAGGUAUUUCACAGUAUGAUAAUGGUUAUUCUUACAAAACUAAUACAAAAGAAGCAUCUAGUGGAAGUCCUAUAGCACUACACAGUCUCUAUGCAUAUAUAGGAGGAGAGCCCCCGUUUACAAAUUACACACCUGGUUUCACUGGGACACUUGAUUAUAUUUUGUUCUCAAGUCCUAAUCAUGUGCAACCUAUCAGAGUUCUCAAAUUGCCAUCUGAUGAAUCGCCUGACAUACAAGGUGGAUUACCAAAUGAAAAUCAUCCCAGUGAUCACUUGCCCAUUGGGGCAGAUUUUGAAAUUCACUGAGACAAGAUUAAUAAACAGCGAACUUUUCUUGCUUGAUGUUGCUCAUUACUGCUUUCUUCCUUUUAUAGACAAUAUAUAUAUAUAUAUUUUGUCCAAC
Molecule: messenger RNA, 1739 nt
Organism: Cryptomeria japonica (Japanese cedar)
Lineage: Eukaryota; Viridiplantae; Streptophyta; Pinopsida; Cupressales; Cupressaceae
Product: carbon catabolite repressor protein 4 homolog 4
Exons: 10
Coding region: 389-1642 (417 amino acids)
Molecular function (GO): poly(A)-specific ribonuclease activity
Source: RefSeq, a predicted model, not a curated record